This is a messenger RNA of Elephantulus edwardii (Cape elephant shrew), 2811 nucleotides long. RefSeq names its product retinoic acid induced 14 (gene RAI14). The coding region runs from base 169 to 2811 and encodes 880 amino acids. Gene Ontology annotation, molecular function: actin binding. The record is from RefSeq and is a predicted model, not a curated record. The transcript is spliced from 15 exons. NCBI's taxonomy places the organism in Eukaryota, Metazoa, Chordata, Mammalia, Macroscelidea, Macroscelididae.
UGGAACAAGAAUGAUGACCGGCUGCUGCAGGCCGUGGAGAAUGGGGACGCGGAGAAGGUGGCCUCGCUGCUGGGCAAGAAGGGGGCCAGCGCCACCAAGCAGGACAGCGAGGGCAAGACCGCGUUUCAUCUUGCUGCUUCAAAGGGACAUGUGGAAUGCCUCAGGGUCAUGGUCACCCAUGGUGUGGACGUGACAGCCCAAGAUCCUGCAGGACACAGCGCCCUGCACCUCGCAGCCAAGAACGGCCACCCUGAGUGCAUCAGGAAGCUCCUUCAGUCUAAAUGCUCAGCGGAGAGCACUGACGGCUCUGGGAAAACAGCUUUACAUUAUGCAGCGGCCCAGGGCUGUCUUCAGGCCGUGCAGGUUCUCUGUGAGCACAGGAGCCCUGUCAACACCAAGGACUUGGAUGGAAAUAUACCACUGCUUCUUGCAAUACAGAAUGGCCACAGUGAGGUCUGCCACUUUCUCCUGGACCAUGGGGCAGAUGCCAAUUCCAGGGACAGAAAUGGAAGAUCUGCUCUCAUGCUAGCCUGUGAAGUUGGCAGCUCUAAUGCUGUGGAAGCCUUAAUUAAAAAGGGUGCAGAUUUAAAACUUGUCGAUUCUCUUGGACACAAUGCCUUACAUUAUUCCAAACUCUCAGAAAAUGCAGGAAUUCAAAGCCUUCUAUUAUCAAAGAUCUCUCAGGAUGCUGAUUUAAAGAUAACGACAAAACCAAAGCAGUUGAGUGAUGUGUCUUCCCCAAGAUCAAUAACAUCAACACCCCUUUCUGGAAAGGAAUCAGUAUUUUUUACUGAACCGCCCUUCAAGGCUGAGAUCAGUUCUAUCCAGGAAAACAAAGACAGACUUAGUGACAGUACUGCAGGUGCGGAUAGCUUAUUGGAUAUAAGUUCAGAGGCUGACCAACAAGAUCUUCUUGUCCUGUUACAAGCCAAGGUUGCUUCUCUUACUUUACACAAUAAGGAGUUGCAAGAUAAAUUACAGGCUAAAACACCCAAGGAGGCAGAUGCAGACCUCAGCCUUGACUCUUACCACUCCACCCAAACUGACAUGCCUCCGUCCCUGGGCAAGUCUGGCCAGACCUCUCCCUCAGACGGUAGAUCAUCUCCCCCUGUUUCAGCAGAUUCCUUGGAGAAAUCCACUCCCAGCAGCGAGGUCAGAAUUCAGCAACUGCAGGAGACUUUGCAGGACUUGCAGAAGCGUUUGGAGAGCUCGGAAGCAGAAAAGAAACAGCUCCAGACUGCGCUGCAGUCCAGAGGGACCGAGCCAGCAUGCUUCAACCACGCAGAGAUGGCUGAGAACGGCUCCGACCUCAGCCAGAAACUCAAAGAGACGCAGAGCAAGUAUGAGGAAGCCAUGAAGGAGGUCCUUAGUGUCCAGAAGCAGAUGACACUGGGCCUCGUCUCACCAGAGGGCACAGGCAGUCGUUCACAUCUCCCCGAGCUGACAAUCACCGAGGAGGAAGUGGGGGUGCUCAAGAAGGAUCUCCAGGAAGCUUUGGAAGAAAGCGAAAGGAAUAAAGAGAAAGUGAGAGAAUUAGAGGGAAAACUGGAAGAGAGGGAGAAAGCAGGGGCCGCCAAGCCACCUGCCGAAGAGUAUGAGGAGAUGAAGACUUCGUAUUGUGCUGUUAUUGAGAAUCUGAAUAAGGAGAAGUCGUUUCUGUUUGGGAGAUACCAAGAAGCCCAGGAUGAGAUCAUGAAACUGAAAGAUACGUUAAAAAGUCAGAUGGCUCAGGAAGCCAGUGACGAAGCCGGGGACAUGAAGGAGGCCAUGAACCGGAUGAUCGAUGAGCUCAACAAGCAGGUCAGCGAGCUGUCACAGCUCUACAAGGAGGCUCAGGCCGAGCUGGAGCAAUACCGGAAGAGGAAGUCUCUCAUAGACGUCACGGCCAACUACAUCCACAAAGCGGAGCACGAGAAGCUGCUGGAGGUGACCAACGUGUCCAGGGCGAAGGCCGAAGAGUCCCUGUCGGAAAUGAAGUCUCAGUAUUGCAAAGUGUUGAACGAGUUGACCCAGCUCAAGCAACUGGUUGAUGCCCAAAAGGAGAACUCGGUUUCCAUCACAGAACAUUUGCAAGUCAUAACAACCCUGCGGACUGCUGCAAAAGAGAUGGAGGAAAAAAUCAGCAGUCUGAAAGAGCUCCUCGCCAGCAAGGAGGUGGAGGUGGCCAGGCUGGAGAAACAGCUCUUAGAAGAGAAGGCAGCCAUGACCGACGCCAUGGUGCCCAGGGCCUCGUAUGAAAAGCUCCAGUCUUCAUUAGAGAGUGAAGUGAACGUGCUGGCUUCAAAACUCAAGGAUUCAGUAAGAGAGAGAGAGAAAGCCCAUUCAGAGGCUGCCCAGAGCAGAAGUGAAGUGUCACAGAUAAAAAGGGAAAAGGAAAACAUUCAGACUCUCUUGAAAUCCAAAGAACAAGAAGUCAGUGAACUUCUGCAGAAACUCCAGAAGUCUCAGGAAGACCUUGCAGAAAUGAAGCGGUCUUCCAUGAGCUCUACCAAGCUGGAGGAGGACAAAGAUAAGAAGAUAAAUGAAAUGACAAAAGAAGUCACCAAACUGAAGGAGGCCCUGAACAGCCUGUCCCAGCUCUCCUACUCGACAAGCUCCUCCAAGCGCCAGAGCCAGCAGCUGGAAACCCUGCAGCAGCAGGUCAAGCAGCUCCAGAACCAGCUGGCGGAAUGCAAGAAGCAACACCAGGAAGUCAUAUCCGUGUACAGAAUGCAUCUUCUGUAUGCUGUACAGGGCCAGAUGGAUGAAGAUGUCCAGAAAGUCCUGAAGCAAAUUCUUACCAUGUGUAAAAACCAAUCUCAGAAGAAGUAA